Bolinopsis microptera is the source of this 3537-nucleotide messenger RNA. RefSeq names its product phosphatidylserine lipase ABHD16A-like. Gene Ontology annotation, cellular component: endomembrane system. Gene Ontology annotation, biological process: phosphatidylserine catabolic process; monoacylglycerol catabolic process. The coding region runs from base 6 to 1577 and encodes 523 amino acids. Gene Ontology annotation, molecular function: glycerophospholipase activity; monoacylglycerol lipase activity. The record is from RefSeq and is a predicted model, not a curated record. NCBI's taxonomy places the organism in Eukaryota, Metazoa, Ctenophora, Tentaculata, Lobata, Bolinopsidae. The transcript has 7 exons.
AGGGUAUGGACAAAGUAGGGCUGUUUAUCAAGUGCUUUAACAGUCCUAGGCUAUAUCAGAUAUGCAAAGAUGGAUUGUGUGUGGAUUAUUAUGCCACACAACAAACAGUUAUGGAAAAAUGGACUAAUAUGGUGUUCGAUGGAUACAGUUGGCUCAUCACUAUAGUAACAUAUCUUUCCCCUUUUAUUGUUUACAAUGCUUACAAACAUGGACUAGAAGGUCCUGUUGCCAUCGGCAAGUUCUCUAUCACACCUCUUAUAUCACUUUAUGUUGUUGCCUUCAUACUGAGAGGAUCAUCUCGAUGUAUUACUCCUGCAUACAGAGAAUUUUUGGAAAGUCACACAGAAUCAAUUUCCAGCAAUUCCAACAUUAUAAGACAAAGUUUCCUGAACAAGUACGAUUUUGAUUUCAGUGAAUGGAAUGUGGACAUGAAAGCUACUGCUGGUGUAACACCCGACAGUGAUAUUCAUGGAGAGUACUAUGUACCGUUUAUAUUAAAGCCGUUCUAUUAUUUCAUGGCAACGUGGAUAGCAAAACCUCUGGCCUAUCCUGGAGCGACAUAUCCCAUCAACGCUAUCAUGAGGAAACACUUGAGUGCAGGAAGAGCAAGUCACAUGUUAAUGAGGAGAAACAUGACACGAGCAAAACUUGAAACAGUAGACAACAAUCAUAUCGACUCUGUAUUUGUUGACAACAGAGCAAAGGACGAGGAUGGCACACCUAUUGAAGGACCCGGACAGACUUUGGUUAUCACUUGUGAAGGAAAUGCCGCGUACUAUGAGGUCGGUGCAUUUGAGUAUCCACUGAAAGAGGGUUAUUCCACUCUGGGCUGGAACCAUCCAGGAUUUAGUUACAGCACAGGUAUACCAUAUGGAACCGCUGAUGGAAAUGCCAUAGAAGCUGUAUAUGAGUAUGCAACUAAAGAAUUAGGAUUUGCUCCUAAAGAUAUUGCGGUCUAUGGUUGGUCUAUUGGUGGCUUCUCAGCAUCAUACCUUGCUAACGCUCACCCCGAUAUUGGUAAUGUUAUCAUAGAUGCUUCUUUCGAUGAUAUCCUCCCGUUGGCAAUUCCUCGCAUGCCAGAAUGGCUAGGAUCGGUGACGAAAAACUGCUGCAGAAAGUACUUUAACCUACAUAACGUAGCGUUGCUGCCUAAGUACCAGGGUCCCAUCAGACUGAUCAGACGGAACGGUGACGAGAUAAUCUCCACAAACGGACAUGCCUCGGGCAACAGAGGCAACCAACUUCUUAUGGCUGUGUUGCAGUCCCGAUACCCCGUCCUCUUCAAGGAUCAGGAGGUUGAAAACAUGGCCAUGGAUUGGCUGGAUCAGACCAGUCCUGUACCUAGAAGACACAGUGUGCCUGGAUACGACCUGGAAUUUUGUAAAGAACAGCUCAGCAAAUCUACCGGGCCCCCAGAUAUGGAGCUGGGAACAGGGUUAACUCGUGAUGAGAAACUGAUAUUGGCUUACUACUUGUUUAGUAAACAUCUCACAGAUUGCGAGGGUGGGCACAACAAUCCUCUUCCCAGAAAAUAUUUCAAAAUGCCUUGGAAGAAAUCUGACGAUUUAACGUCAUGAAAUGUCUUCAAAUGGAAUAAUCACAUCAAAGUGCAUAGUUUUAUUCAUAACAUUUAUGAAUUUGUUUGCCUUUUCUGCUUCUUUAUCUUUGUAUGUUCUUCUAGUUGUUUGGGCAAAAAUGUCGUUUCAAAAAUCUCCUACAAUUUAAGAUUUGUUUUAAUUCUUACAUUAAUUUUACUAUGUGAAAUGUUUCUUGAUUGAUACAUACGAUAACCUUUUCUGAAAUUUUCGUUUUAUUUACGAGUAAAAUAUCAUGAUCAUAUUAUGAUGUUGCAUGUCACAGUUAAAAAUCACGUUUUUGCAUUAAGUUUAAAUUGCAUUAAGAUUUGCAUGUUUGCAAAUGUAUUUGAAUAAUGUAAGUAACUUAGUAUUUGCAGAGAUAUGCCACCUCCCAUACUCGGCCUUCUCGACGAUAGGUUGUAUGGAAGACAAACAAAAAGGCAGAAAGUCUUCACUUCACUCACGCCAUCACUUACCAUCACUAACUUCAUCAAGGAAAAGGUUUUUAUUGAACGGUUUUCUGAUUCUGGAGAAAUCCUCCUUGGGUUUACAAACAAUUUUCAAUCUUUAGUUGCUUUUGCCUAUUUGGGUGUGGAAUCCUUAGCCGACAUUUAUAGCAUCACUUCGAGCGAGGAAGCAUUCCAAAGAGUAUUUAAAAAGAAGUAUGAAGUGACACCAGGGAGGCAACUACAGAGUGAGGUAAUGCUACAGAGUGAGGAUGGAAAUCAUCUUAUUCUGCUGUCCUCACCAGUCGACGGCAUUCAAGUAAUAUAUUCUGUAUCUUUAGAUUCUGGUGCUGUUUCAGACUCUUACGUUGUGCACGGAGGAUAUAUUGACUGCUUUAACAUUCAUCUUUAUCUAGACCGAUUAACAAUCCUUCUUGGCAAGCAGCAAGAGUUUCAAAUACUCACUUUAAGCCCUUGUGGCAAGCUGUCUUUAGUAGAUACCGUGGGUGAGUUCAGCUGUCUGAGUGAUAAGAAGUUAGCCAGCAUGUAUCCGAAUAAGGAAGCUUUCUCCGCACUGACACAUCGAUUGCUUGUGUUUUGGUGGCGAAAUGCAGGAAUGACUCAUGAAGACAAACUACGUAACUACUUCCGACAGUACAAUAUAAUCUCAUCUCUGAAGAUGGCAUCUUUCCAAUUCCUCGAUCGUGAAACUAUUCUCAUCAUCUAUGAAGUGAAGGAAAAUUCUGCUAAAACAGAUACUUAUGUAUUUGCUGUUUACAAUCUGGCAUCCUCUGAAAUUGAGGCUAUUUUCGAUGAUAAUGAUCCUGAUCUGAUAAAAGUUCUCACUGAAAAUGUUUAUGAAUUUAUCAUCCCCACCUUAACCCGGACUCAAGCAUCUCAAAUUAGCACGAAAAAUAGAAGACUUUACGAAAUGUUUAUAAACCACCACCUUUCUCACAACACCAAUACCGGUAGAGGGAAUUGUAGCAGACUUCUCCCUUUCCCUUGUCAAUCUUAUCUAGUUUCACCUUACUUUGAUAACGAAUAUUUCGAGUGGUCUCUUGACGAAAUAAUACCCUUCAAGAUGGGCAAAUGUCUAGAAGAACGCUGUCAAGUUGAAAAUGACAUUAUUUUUCUGACGCGUGGGAACAAAACGCGGUUUUGUCUGAGAGACACGAUCCGAGCUGCAAAGGUUGUUUUCCAUCCCUGGGAACCUGUUGUGCUGUCCGGUAUUCUUGUUUCCGAAGCAGCUCCACCAUCUACAUCAAUUAGUUUUCAGUAUCACUUGCACUAUCAUUCUUCCAAUUAAUGCCCACAUCCAGAAAGGUGGCAGAUAAUCUGCUAGGAAAUUUUCGAGGAAACUUGGUGCCAAAGAGGAAAUUUCCUGACUUUUUUAGGGCAUAAUAAGAAAAUGUUAAGGGGGAAAAUUGAACUUCGAGGAAAUUUAAAAGUUUCUGAAUGUGGGAAUUAAUGUGUUCAUCUUGUAUUCACGAUUAUCAUGCAAUUUGUUUGUA